Messenger RNA from Sesamum indicum (sesame), 1731 nucleotides. RefSeq names its product pseudouridine synthase family protein (gene SVR1). Gene Ontology annotation, cellular component: chloroplast. Lineage: Eukaryota; Viridiplantae; Streptophyta; Magnoliopsida; Lamiales; Pedaliaceae. Gene Ontology annotation, molecular function: pseudouridine synthase activity; RNA binding. Gene Ontology annotation, biological process: plastid translation; pseudouridine synthesis; maturation of LSU-rRNA from tetracistronic rRNA transcript (SSU-rRNA, LSU-rRNA, 4.5S-rRNA, 5S-rRNA). The record is from RefSeq and is a predicted model, not a curated record.
UUUUAAGAUUCUUUUGUGCAUAAAUUGCAUUUAACCAAAAAACCAUAUAAAUAUAUAUAAAACUGAAAAACUUUAUCCCCAACUUACACACUGAGACUGAGUGAUCUCAUCUCACCUCACCUCAAAAUCACCCGUGAAAUGGCGACGAUAGCGGCGGCAGCCACCGCUUUCACAACCCUCCAUCUCUCCAGGACCUCCUUCAUCCUCCCCUCCCGCCGCCUCCGUACAUUCGUUACCUCGUCUUUCUCCACCACCACCAUCACCGCGGAAUUCAAUAUCAAAUUUGCCCCUCCUAAGCCCAAACCCAAAUUACCGAACCCAUCCUCUCCCGACUUGGAUCCGCCGGAUUCUUCGACUUCCGAACUAGGGGACCAGCUCUUCAUCCCGUGGAUUGUCAGAGACGAAAAUGGAAAUCUCACGCUCCGGACGACGCCGCCCGAGCGUUUCCUUAAAGGCAUGGCGCAUCAGAAUACGCAGAAAAAGAAGAAGAAAGAUGUUAAGAGUGCUGCUAAUAAAGUCAAGCAGGCAGCUCCCUCGGCUGAGCCCAAGUACUCGAAGGCGGCUCGGAGGUUUUAUAAUGAGAGGUUCCGGGAGCCUCCUCAGCGGCUCGCGAAGGUGCUGGCUGCUGCAGGAGUGGCGUCUAGGAGAAGUAGCGAGGAGCUGAUUUUUCAAGGGAAGGUGACUGUGAAUGGUUCGGUGUGCAACACACCCCAGACCAGAGUUGAUCCGGACCGUGAUGUAAUAUAUGUUAAUGGAAACCGCUUGCCCAAGAAACUUCCUCCAAAGGUUUAUCUUGCUCUGAACAAGCCAAAAGGUUAUAUAUGCUCAGCAGGAGAAAAAGAAACAAAGUCCGUGAUGUGUCUAUUUGAUGAUUUUAUGAAGAGUUGGAGUAAAAGAAACCCUGGACUACCAAGGCCAAGACUCUUCACAGUUGGUCGUCUUGACGUAGCCACAACUGGGUUGAUUAUAGUGACAAAUGAUGGUGAGUUUGCCAAUAAGGUUUCACAUCCUUCAUCUAAUUUAUCUAAGGAAUAUAUUGCAACUAUUAAUGGUGCGGUCAACAAGAGGCACUUGUUUGCCAUUAGUGAAGGAACAGUUAUAGAAGGUGUACAUUGUACCCCUGAUUCGGUGGAAUUGCUGCCGCAACAGCCCGAUAUUUCAAGACCACGGCUUCGUAUUGUGGUUCAUGAGGGAAGAAACCAUGAGGUGCGAGAACUCGUAAAAAACGCUGGACUUCAGAUUCAUGCACUGAAGCGUGUGCGAAUUGGUGGUUUCAGGCUGCCAACUGAUCUUGCGCUAGGGAAGCAUGUAGAACUGAGCUCAUCUAAUCUGAGAGCACUGGGUUGGAAGAGUUAAGGAAGUCAACCCUGAAAUCGCGAAGGUGCUAAUCCAAAUCCAAAUAACCCGGCAACGUGCAUGGUUUUGCAGAAAACCCACCUCAAUCUGAAUCACCACUUCUUGUUCCACCAAGCAUAGUUUCUGGCCUCUGAGGUACGAUUUCUUCUUAGAUACAAGUCUGGAAGAUCGAACUUCAAGGAAAAGUUUUGGUCUCCUGAAUAUUACCAGCAGAAUUGCUGCAAGAAUCCUGAACCCGUUAUGGCAGUAUAAUUCUUAUUUAGUGGAAUCCGAGAAUGUCAAUCCUCAGUCAUGUAUAGUUUGCAUUGCAAAAUUUAAUGCGAUGCUGUUGUAUAUCAAGAUAGUAUUUUCUGAUGUUAGAAUUCUGACUUUUCA